This is a messenger RNA of Eriocheir sinensis (Chinese mitten crab), 6397 nucleotides long. It is a transcript of the gene sno, whose product is annotated as protein strawberry notch-like. The coding region runs from base 51 to 4226 and encodes 1391 amino acids. Gene Ontology annotation, cellular component: nucleus. Lineage: Eukaryota; Metazoa; Arthropoda; Malacostraca; Decapoda; Varunidae. The transcript has 27 exons. The record is from RefSeq and is a predicted model, not a curated record. Gene Ontology annotation, biological process: regulation of DNA-templated transcription. Gene Ontology annotation, molecular function: chromatin DNA binding; histone binding.
GUCCCUCGCACGCUCCUCUAUAGUUAUUUUUGAGGCAGGUUGUGGGAGAGAUGCCGCGUCCGACUCGAGCUGCCAAGCAGGGCACCAAAUAUAAGGAUGAGAGUGAGAGCAGUGACUCAGAGGAUUGGGAUGAAGAGGAGGACCCUGAUAACAUGAAUGUGCCAGGAGGAGGCACCAACCUAAAUGUGCUGAAGGGAGAAGAAAAUCCAGUGAAGAAAGAGGACCUUUCAUCUCUAGGUGCUGGCAGCUCUGGCCUCAAUCUCCAAUCCCUUCUUGGGGCAUCUCAGGCAGACCUUAAGCCCAAACCAGACUUACUCAGCACUGCACUCUCUUCCUCAGGGCUUGAGGGAAUGGCGGGGGCAGCAGGGCUACAGAACCGUGCUGGUCUUCAGCAGCAGUUGUUACAGCGAGGAUUGGUCACCAAAUCUGCAUAUUCACCAGGAUAUCAAGUCCUCCGCCCUGAUGGCAUGCAGCCCAGAACAGAUGUGCCGGCAUCUCUGUCGGGUCUCGGUCUGGGUUACAAUCCAGCGCUGACGGCAGCGAGUAUGGGUAUGAUGGGCGGCCUGGGCAUGAUGGGCAGCAGCCCUUUAUCAGCCAUGCAGUCCUUCAUGGCUAUGCGGUCACCUGGUCUUGAUAUGAGCAACCCCGUAAUUGCACAGAUCAUGAUGCAACAGGCAAUGUCUAUGUCACAGACAGGUGCCCCACAGAUGCAGAAGUUGAUGGGCAUGUAUCCUGGGCUUGCUAGCUUCAUGGAAAUGAUGAAAUACUAUGCUCCCCCACCACCUCCACCCCAGGCCCACAUGAUGGGCAUGCAGGUGAAUCCCUUGAUGCUGAGCCAGCCUGCCCAAGAGGAGGACAUGGAAGAGGAUGAGAACAUGGGUGUUGCUGAAACGUACUCAGAUUACAUGCCUUCCAAAUUGAAGGUUGGCAUCAAGCACCCGGACCAGGUUGUGGAGACAGCAUCCAUGUCCUCAGUUGAGCCUCCGGAUGUCUGGUACCAAAUGGACAUUCCCCAGCACUCCAUCGAGACUGGGAAGUUGUCUGCGCUGCAGCUAGAGAGCAUCACCUACACUUCUCAGCAGCAUGAACACUUCCUUCCUGAUGGGACCCGGGCAGGCUUCCUCAUCGGUGAUGGUGCUGGUGUAGGUAAGGGACGCACAAUUGGAGGAAUUAUAUACGAAAAUUACCUCAAGGGCCGCAAAAAGUCAAUCUGGGUGUCUGUGUCCAAUGACCUCAAGUAUGAUGCUGAGAGAGACUUGAAGGACAUUGGUGCAUCCCACAUCAAUGUAAACUUCCUCAGCAAGAUGAAGUAUGGCAAGAUUAACUCUGACCUCAAUGGCAAUGUGAAGAAGGGCGUGCUCUUCGCCACCUACUCUGCCCUGAUAGGAGAGUCGUCAAGUGGCCAGGGCAAAUACAAGACCCGGCUAAAGCAGAUACUAAACUGGUGUGGUGAUGACUUUGAUGGCUGUAUUGUGUUUGAUGAAUGCCACCGAGCCAAGAACCUUAGUCCAGUAGGAUCUGGAAAGCCCACAAAGACUGGCUUGACAGUGCUGGAGUUGCAGACCAGACUCCCCAAGGCCAGGGUGGUGUAUGCCUCGGCCACAGGUGCCUCAGAGCCCAAGAACAUGGCCUACAUGGUUCGGCUAGGCAUCUGGGGCAAGGGCACACCCUUCCCAGAGUUCAGUGACUUUAUUAACGCCGUGGAGAAGAGAGGUGUUGGUGCUAUGGAGAUCGUGGCAAUGGAUAUGAAGCUGCGUGGGAUGUACAUUGCGAGGCAACUCAGUUUUCAUGGUGUAGCAUUUAGGAUAGAGGAAGUUCCUUUAGAUGAAGAUUUUAAGCAUAUGUAUGAUGAGUCUGUCAAACUGUGGGUGGAUGCACGACAAAAAUUCCAAGAGGCUUCAGAGCUGAUUAAUGCUGAGAAGGGAAUGAAGAAGUCCAUGUGGGGUCAGUUUUGGUCUUCACAUCAGCGCUUCUUCAAGUACUUGUGUAUAGCAUCAAAGGUUGAACAUGCCGUGAGGUUAGCGAGGGAUGCUGUCAAGACGAACAGGUGUGUGGUGAUUGGUCUGCAGUCCACAGGGGAAGCUCGUACCUUGGAGCAGCUUGAGAAGGAUGAUGGAGAGCUCUCUGACUUUGUCUCAACUGCUAAAGGUGUUUUGGAGACCCUUGUGGAGAAGCACUUUCCAGCACCAGACAGAAAUCGAAUCAAUAAAAUCUUGGGAAUCUCAGAAACCAGCAAAGAAUUUAAAGAUAUUAUUGAUGAGGUCACUGGAAAAACUUCCAAGAGGAAACCAGUGCGUCAGGCAGCACAGCGAGCAGCCAAGAAAAGAUUCAAGGACCUUCACUCAGAUAAUGAAGAGGACUCAGACUUUGAGAUGUCAGGAGACAGCGGUGGGGAGGAGGAGGAAGAGGAUAUUUAUUCCUCUGAAGCCUCAUCUGAAUUUUCUGGAAUAAGUGACUUUGAAGAGGAAGAAAACUGGGGUCGCCCCAAAAAACGAGGGCGGCCAAAGAAUCACAAGCAAAAGAAUGGGAAGGGCCGAGCGGAGAAUGGAGAGAAGCCGCCCCCACCCCCGAGGGACCAUGUGGAGAAGGCCAACAAGCUGAAGGCUGACCUACUGAAGUCCAUUGAAAACUUGGGGCGGAAACUCCCGCCCAACACCCUUGACCAGCUGAUUGACGAGCUGGGCGGGCCAGAGAAUGUGGCUGAGAUGACGGGACGCAAAGGACGCGUUGUGCAGAGUGAUGAUGGGCAGGUCAUGUAUGAGUCACGCUCUGAGGCUGAUGUGCCCCUUGAAAUACUGAAUAUCAAGGAGAAAGAGAGGUUCAUGGCCUCCGAGAAGGAUAUUGCUAUCAUCUCCGAGGCUGCCAGUUCCGGCAUCUCGCUACAGAGUGACCGAAGAGUUGUCAAUCAGAGGAGAAGAGUUCACAUAACCCUAGAACUGCCAUGGUCGGCUGAUAGAGCAAUCCAGCAGUUUGGUCGUACUCACAGAAGUAACCAAGUCAAUGCUCCAGAGUAUGUGUUCCUCAUCUCAGAGCUUGCUGGAGAGCGGAGAUUUGCAUCUAUUGUAGCGAAGAGAUUAGAAAGUUUGGGAGCGCUGACACAUGGCGACAGGAGAGCCACUGAGUCUAGGGACCUCUCCUCCUUCAACAUUGACACCAAAUAUGGCCGAAUGGCCCUUGAGUCCACCAUGAAGACCAUGAUGGGCUAUGAGCACCCUAUAGUUCCUCCCCCUGAUGAUUACAAGGGCGACUUCUUCUCUGAUAUCCAGAAUGCCUUAGUUGGGGUGGGGAUAAUUCUCAAGGAAGAUAGCAUAUACCAAUUAGACAAAGAUUAUAACAACAUGAGCAAAUUCCUUAAUAGAAUAUUAGGUAUGCCAGUAGAAUUACAAAAUAGGUUAUUCAAAUACUUCACGGACACACUAAAUGCCAUAGUGUCCCAGGCCAAGAGGACGGGCAAAUAUGACAUGGGCAUCCUAGAUUUGGGUAUUGGAGGAGAGGGUUGUAAAAAGACCAAGACCAAGAUCUGGAUAGGGAAGCAUGUGACGGGCACAGCCAAGACGGAGCUCCACACUGUGCUGGUGGAGCGUGGUCUGUCGUGGGCAGAGAUCCAGGAAAAGUGGGCGGAGCUUACUGGAGACCUGGAAGGCUUCUACCUCUCUCAUCAGGUGAGGAACAAUAAGAAGACAGCAGUGCUGGCUGUUCUGGAACCAUCAGUAGCAAACAAGAAGCGAGAGAAGAAUUCUCGCAUGUUCAUCAUCUACAGACCUAACACAGGCAUGCAGAUGAAGCAAGAGGCGUACUCUGACCUGAAGAAGAAGUAUAAGAAAGUAACCCCAGAUGAGGCUCAGGAGCACUGGGAGGAGCAGUUCAAGGCCUCUAGUCACAUAUGUUCUCAUGCAUACUGGCAAGGUAAUUGCCGAAGGGUGAACAGUGGGAUGGAGUGUGAAAUUGGGCUACGGCGCCGAACCUACCAUGUGCUUUGUGGGUUGGUGCUGAAUGUGUGGGCCCGGGUGGAAGAUGUGCUAGCCUCAGCGCCCCACUCGGCAGCCACCAAGAUGCAGGUGGUGCGCCUCAAGACCCAGGAUGGCAUCAAGCUCGUUGGCACCCUCAUUCCAAACAACCUGGUGGAACGGCUGUCCAUGGUGAUGGAGGAAGAGAGCACCGAGUCGUUUGAAGAAAAAUUCUCAGAUGAUGAAAGCCGUGAUAGUAAAGAUAGUAAUAAGGAAUAAUGAGAAAUGUGAGAAGUUAUGGUGAGUGUUAGUAUUGUGAAGGACUCCAGAAAAAAAAGAGUAAAAAGGAACAAGAGGAACCAGCCAGGUGCACUGUAUCUUCACUGCCUCCUGAAAUAUUAGAGGUACAAACUCCACACGUAAAUACCACUUAAUUGCUAUCUUGUAACGUUGAUGUGGAGUGUUGAUACAGUUUUAUCAAGACACCGGCUGUUCCUUGCGUGUGCUGCAUGAGUGACCUGGAGGAGCUGCUGGACAUGCCGAGGUGAUGAAGGUAAAGGAAUGUGAUUGUGUUACUUUAAAAAAGUUAAGUUACAUAUGAAUAAAUGCAGUGUAGCAUUAUUCCAAUUUUUGGACAGCUUUCACAUUGUGAUUGGGUGCUGAAAAGAACAGGUGGUCAGCCACAGGAGGUGUCCCAUUGACCUCAGCUAGUGCUUCAGGCUCAUGGGUCACCCUCUUGGAUGAUGCCUGCUACUUAGGCAAGUUACCUGUUAGGUUAUGACCACUCCCACUUAUUUAUCGACAUGUGUAGUGUACCUGCUGUUAAGCCAAGGACCACUAUUUUAGAAAUGGAAAGUACAGUAGAUAUCAAUUUUAGUAAAGAAAUGUAGAUUUUCUUAGAAUUUGGCACUUGGUAAUUUGCAUUGUGUAUUAUGUGUGCACAAAUUACUGUAUGUUGCCCCUCAAGAUUACAUUGUUGUAUGAUUGAGUCAUGAUAUUUUAUUCUUUAGGAUUAUUAGGUCUGGUCCAGCAUUGCACCAUGUUAGGUUUAAAGUCAUUUCACCUUUAAUUUCUUUCCUUCGUCUCAUAUUUAUUUUGACAUAAGUACACUGACUUUAUCAUUCAUCUUCCGGAUAUUAUUUCAUUGCGGACUUUGAUGUAUAUAUUUAUAAUUGCAUUUUCAUACUUUGUAUAAAGAUAUAUAGUUACUUCUAGAAAACAUGAUUUUAGUCUUACUUUAGAAAAAAACUUGAUAUUGUUAUUUUCUUAAUUAUUUGAAAUGCACAUCUGUAGAAGUUAAAAGUAUCUUUUCAGUGAAAGCUUCUUCAGUACCUUCAAAACUGGCAGUGCAGUGGAUGUGGAUAACUGAUGGUCAGCAGACAGGCAUCAGCAGGUACUCAGCAUCAGUUUACAGGGCAUUUUCCAAAGUAUUGUACAACAUGAUCUCGUAUGACCUGAGCGCGUAAGUUGCCGCCGCUGUCCUGGAGCUCUGUCCCUAGCUUUUUGUACCAGGGUGAUGCAGGCGAUUGGCUACAGUGAUUUCCUCAGCAAAAACGGGUCUUCAUCAAAUGUACAGCUUACAGUAGUCAAAGUUGUGUUGCAGGUGGUGUUGUGUGAUGCACCUAGAGCUCCAGGGCCAGCCGCCAAAUAUAUGGUGCCGCAAGGCAACAGUGUAGAUAGUACAAGUGGUACCACAGUAGCAGUUGGCAGCAGGAGGGAGCGCAACUGUGUUUGUUCUUCCUGAGUUUUAAAAAAAGUAAUUUCAUAACAUUUCCAAAUAGAUUUUUCUUGGGGUUUAGACCAUUUAGUAGAUGCUUUGUAGUGCUCAUUUAGGGUGAAAAAUCAUGAAAAUUUGGUUUUAGUAAACCAGGUAGUCUAGUUGGUUGUGGAGACAAGAAGUGAGCUUAUUCCCUCCUGCUGACAGGUGCAGUGUUAGGUGUUCUUCCAUGUGAGUCAUUGUGAUUAGGUCAGUCAUGCCAUUCAUACCAUAUCUUGGUCACUUCUUUCACCUGCGGGCAAAUUAUUAAUUUUAUGGGCUUAAACCAGAUGUAAUCCUUUGUCACAAAAGUUUUAUUUUCAGUAUUAUUUGUUAGUUUUAUUAUAUACAUCUUUAUACUGAUAUUGGAUAUUAAUUGGCCACCAUCCAAAUAGUUGCGUUUUGAUCUCAUUCAUAAUUGAUAAAAUGUCUCGACUUCGCAGUUCAUCGUGCUGUACAUUGUAUACGAAAUGCCCCCAUCAGAAAUGAAAGCAUUUGGCUGAUGGAGAAGUAAUAGGAUCUAGUUUUUUUAAGAAGAGCACCUUCAAUGGAGUUCUGUGUGGUAGUAACCUUGAACAUUCCCCACCAGUCAACUGCAACAGGACACAACCAUCGUAAGGACUGUACUUACACACUGUACUGUACCAAACUGUUAGAUAAACAUGUAGAAGUCAAUAAUACUUGGAUAUUUGUU